This is a messenger RNA of Yarrowia lipolytica CLIB122, 1608 nucleotides long. RefSeq lists its product as uncharacterized. The record is from RefSeq and is a predicted model, not a curated record. Gene Ontology annotation, biological process: RNA export from nucleus; protein import into nucleus. Gene Ontology annotation, cellular component: nuclear pore; nuclear pore central transport channel. Gene Ontology annotation, molecular function: phospholipid binding; structural constituent of nuclear pore. Lineage: Eukaryota; Fungi; Ascomycota; Dipodascomycetes; Dipodascales.
AUGAGCAGCGGAUUCUCGUUUGGAGCCAACACUGGUAAAACUGGCGGAGGAUUCAACCUGGGCAACAAUGCCUCUUCUGGUACCACCGGAUCGGGAUCCACCGGCUUCUCGUUUGGAGCUGGUAACAACAACAACAAAACCACAAACAACACCAACACAUCCGGAGGCACUGGCGGUCUUUUUGGAGGAGGUGCCGCAGCUGGAGGAGCUGCCAAGCCCUCGUUAUUCAGUGCCUCUGGCGCUUCUGGAGCUGGAGCUGGAGCUGGAGCUGGAGCUGGAGCGUCAUCUGCUCCCAAGUUUAGUUUCGGUGCCACUCCUUCUGCUUCUACUCCUGCUGCAUCGUCGACUGCCGCCCCUGCGGCCUCUGGAGGUCUGUUUGGAGGAGGAGCCGCUUCUUCCAAGCCCUCGUUUGGAGGAUUCGGUGCUGCUAAGACCGACGAUAAGCCUGCUGCUCCUGCCGCAUCUACUGGAGGAUUCUCGUUUGGAGCCAAGCCUGCCGACGCUGCUGCCGCGCCUAAGCCUUCCUUUGGAGGUUUUGGAGCAACCAAGACGGAAGACAAGCCCGCUGCUGCUUCUACUGACUCUGCUGCAAAGCCCAGCUUCAGCUUUGGAGGAGCCACCAAGACUGAGGCUCCCAAACCUGCUGCCACCGGAGGAUUUUCUUUUGGUGCAAAAACCGAAGAGAAGAAGGAUGAAGCUCCCAAGCCUGCAGCAACGGGCGGUUUCUCUUUCGGAGGUGCCAAGACUGAGGAGAAGAAGGAUGAUACUGCUAAGCCUGCUCUAAGCUUUGGAGGAGCCACCGCUGGAGCUCCCGCCGCCGGUACUACUGCCGCUGGCACCACAGGUACCGCUGCUCCCGCUGCUCCCGCUGCUGGAGGCCUAUUUGGAGCCAAAAAGGACGAUAAGAAGGAGGACGGAAAGACCUUGCCUUCUUUAACUGCUGCUCCUGCCACCUCUGCUGCUUCUAUGGCUUCCAAGACCCCCGUGGCGUCGGCUCAGCCCGUGUCCACCUCCAACCUCAAGAACAAGUCAAUGGAAGAUAUCAUUUCCAAGUGGACCACAGAGCUGUCAACCCAGUCGGAAGAGUUCAGACAGCAGGCUCAGGAUAUCAUGGAGUGGGACAAGGUGCUUGUAGACAACGGCGACAAGAUCUCCGACAUUUAUGCCAAGGUGAUCCAGACAGAACAGACACAGACCAAGGUGGACCAACUGUUGCAGUACGUCGGCAAGCAGCAGGACGAUCUGGAGAGCCUGCUAACAGGUUACGAGGAGGAGGCUUCUCGUCUACUGGGCGAUCUGGCUGGCACUGAUGGUCUUCAGCCCGUGGACCAGGAGCGUGAGAACGCUUACAACCUUGCUGAGGAUCUGGGUAUCAAGCUGGAGAGCAUGGGUGGCAACCUUUCUUCUGUGAUUGAAGAGGUGAACAAGAUUUCCAACGACAUCAACAACUUCCAUCGAGAUGAUGCUCUGACCCAGAUUGUCAAGAUUCUCAACUCCCAUCUCUCGUCUCUGCAGUGGAUCGACUCCAACACCCAGAGUUUGGAGCAGAAUAUUGAGGCCAUCAAGCUGCUGGAGAAGCAGGUCAACUCUCGAAUGUACGGUAGAUAG